This is a messenger RNA of Eriocheir sinensis (Chinese mitten crab), 3019 nucleotides long. RefSeq names its product polycomb protein suz12-A-like. Gene Ontology annotation, cellular component: ESC/E(Z) complex; nucleus. The transcript is spliced from 13 exons. Gene Ontology annotation, molecular function: chromatin DNA binding. The coding region runs from base 97 to 2340 and encodes 747 amino acids. The record is from RefSeq and is a predicted model, not a curated record. NCBI's taxonomy places the organism in Eukaryota, Metazoa, Arthropoda, Malacostraca, Decapoda, Varunidae.
GGUGGUUGUCAUGGCGGCGGGUCUGCGCGGUAAAUAACGUAAACAAAGGCAGAGAAGGCGACGUUGCGAGCGUUCUUCCGAGGCGCAGGAGCCAAGAUGCCGCAGAAGAAGAAGGAGUCACUCGGAGGGGAAAAACCGGGCCAGGAAGUGCACGCAGACCACGAACUUUUCCUCCAGGCCUUUGAGAUGAACACCCCUUCCGAGAUGCUUGAACUUGAGGAGAGGGAUGUUCUGUGCCAGUCUCAACAGUGUACUAGUCAGCCAAUGCCCCCUGACACACACAGAGUUGCUUACAUAAAACAGCCCAUCUUUCUGCAAAGGACGCUCUACUACAUGCGAGGUCGGAUGAGCCGAAGCCACAAGAACCGGAUGACCUUCAAGCUGGAUGGACUCUUGGAGAAGGUGACGCAGAAGAGUGAGAGGCAGGGGGACAGGCCGGCCAGCUACCUCAACAUUGCCUUCACCGGUUUCCACGACGACAAGUUGGAGGGCAUGUCUGGGGAUGUCGCUCGUGUCGAAACCUUCAUAGUCAAGAUGUGCCACAAGAAGCGUAAGGAGUCGUCGGCCCCUCUCAUGCAGGUGUCGGUGGGUACGCAGGACGUCAGCAUCAACCCCAUGGACACCAGCGGCGGCGGCAGCGGGGGGCGGUGUCCAGCGAGCCUAAGCAUUCCGACCCAUAACUUCACCUGGAGCAACGGACACCAAGUCAAGUCUUACGUCCUGGUGUUCAGAGUCACCCUCGUACAUGACCAGGAGAAUGCCGGCGAGCCUCUGAUGAAACGUCGCCGCGUCAGUCGCAGCUCUUCACAGGACGCACAGGAAGCCAACAUUGCCAACAACAACACCAGCCACACCCCAAACAACAACAACAACAACACCAACAACGCCACAACACCCACGCAGAACGGAGACGCGCAGAACGGUGGCAUGGGCUCAACCUACUGCGGAGAGCUUGUGAUGUUCGACCGCCACGGACGUUCGCUGCUCACCCCAGGCCAUUACGAACUCAUGCUAGAACUCCAGGCCCCAGGGGAGGAAGGGGAGGGGGACGCGUUACCCCUGUGCCGAUCCAGCCCCAAGAAAGCCGCAGGGUGGGAGACGAUCAACACCCUAAAGCUGGACGGGAUUUUUAACCACAUGCCGAUGCUAAAAUUCACAUUGACUUGGACCAGUGAGACGUCCAGCCCCGCCCCGGAACGCCCCCGCCUCCAGCCCCUGAAGCCCCUGGAUGUGGUGCUUGCGAACAGUACCUCCACCAAGCCCCGACCUCAGGGAGUGGCCAGCCCCGAGGCCCCGCAGCUUGUGUUAUAUCAGUUCGUCUACAACAACAACAGCCGGCAACAGACCGAGGCCCGCCGAGACUUCCACUGCCCCUGGUGCUCGCUCAACUGCAUGGCACUCUACUCCCUCCUCAAGCACCUCAAGCUCUGCCAUGCCCGCUUCUCCUUCACCUACGUUCCACACCACAAGGGCGCUCGCAUCGAUGUCGCCCUCAAUGAGUGCUACGACGGAUCCUACGCCGGCAACCCCCAGGACCUCGUGGCUCUCCCGGCGGGCUGUGCGUUCUCCCGGUCCGGCCCCACGCGACGCACCCCCACAACCUCGGUCCUGGUGUGCCGCCCAAAGAGACCGAAGCCUUCCCUCUCGGAGUUCUUGGAGCAGGACGAUGAUUUUGACCUCCCGCGCUCUUACAUCCUGGGUCACAAUAGGCUGUACCACCACACCAUGACCUGCCUGCCCAUUCAGCCACACGAGUUGGACGAGGACAGCGAGGGCGAACACGACUCUGAGUGGGUGCGGACCAAGACGCAGAUGAUGAUUGACGAGUUCUCCGACGUCAACGAGGGCGAGAAGGAGCUGAUGAAGAUGUGGAACCUGCACGUCAUGAAGUACAACUUCGUCGGGGACAGUCAGAUCCCGUUGGCGUGCAGCAUGUUCCUGGAGACUCACGGGGCCGAGCUGCUGCGGAAGAACCUCUAUCGCAAUUUCGUGCUCCACAUGAUCUCCCUGCACGACUUUGGCCUCAUCGGAACGGGGGUCGUGUACCGCUGUGUCCUGCAGCUGCAACGCAUGAUGCAGGACCCCUCAAUACAGAAGCAGCUGGCGGCCGGGUGGGAGGAACAGCGACGCUCAGCCAAGAAGCUUUUCGCAGCGCACUUGGGACGAGGCAGAGGUGGAGCGGCAGCAGUGGUCAAACAAGAGUCCUCCCAUAGCUCCGCCUGCUCCUCACCUUCCUCCUCUUCCUCCUCCUCCUCCUCCUCUUCCUCCUCCUCCUCCUCUCUCUCAGUCAACGGUGCCUGGCUGUCGGAGAACAAAGGAUAUUCCGGCAAAAGCAAAUGACAUGGACACCAAAUGUACCGUUCAGUGAGGACACUCAGGAUAGCCCAGUACAAACGCCUUCUAGUGAGCCCCGCAGACCAGGCACGGAGCGGCCCCCCCACCCCCCGCCCUGCUCCAGCCCCCUGCCCCAUGCCCCCUCUCUCCUGCCAACACCCCGACCCUCCCCCAUGACUACUGCCAGUAAGCAACAACACCGAGGAGUUGUGACGGUGUUGUGGGGUGUUGGCGCCCUUUUGUAGUGUUGCAGUGUUGGCCGGUGUAAGUCUUGUGUGUAAGUGGGUGGUGUAAGUAGACUGUGUAAGUGGUGUGUGAGUGGUCUUGUGUUACUGACAAGGUGUGUGUGUGUGUGUGUGUGUGUGUCUUGUUUACCAACCUAACCUAGCCUUACUGUACCUUACCUUGCCUAACCUAACCUUACCUUGUGUAACCUUACCUAACCUAACCUUACCUAAUCUUACCUAACCUAACCUUACCUAAUCUAACCUUAUCUUACCUAACCUUACCAUGCCUUACCUUACCUAACAAUACCUUGCCUUAUCUUACCUAACCUAAUCUAACCUAACCUUACCUUACUUAACCUUACCUAACCUAACCUUCUUUAAUCUAACCUAACCUUACCUAACCUAACCUAACCUUACCUUACCUAAUCUUACCUAACCUAACCUAACCUUAUCUAACC